CUCCACCACGACACCUCUCAAAAAGUUCAUUGAGUGGAAUCGAAAGGGAACACACUAAAACAUGCCGUGAAAAGUUUCACGUUUUCUGUCAUUCUUUCUGCAGCAGUAGAAUUCCCCCCUAGAAUGACGGACAUUCUGCUCUCCGUGGUGUCAGAGGCGAAGCAUGCCUUCCCAACUCUCUCCCAACUGUCAGAGACUGAUGUGGAUGACCUUUGGUCAAAUGUGUCCUCUUUCGUCGAGCGUCAGAUGUCUUUACAGAAGGGAGUCCAUAUAAAUGGGCUGGGCAGAUUCACAUUCUGUCAACAAAAGAUGGAUGUGGGAAGUAAGUAUGUUCUAAUCCAGAGACCAGUCUUUCUUCUAUCAGAGAAACUCUCCCAAGCUCAUGGCCUUAAGCAAGUGAAACCACAAAUCGCAGCUGGUGAUGUACCAGAGGUGCCACUGAACUUCUCAGCUCUGGCAGCCGAGAGCCCCUUUGAGCGGGACGUGAUAGAAGGUUGUAUACGUGAGACACUCAUGUUGCUACUGCGUGCUGUUGCCUCUCAGCGAUCAGUCCUCUUCACCUUCAGGGGGAUCGGUGUGCUGGUCUUUCGUAACUCAAAGGUGAAGAUGCACUUCUACAAAGACUUUGUCACCAGUAUGGAUGGCAGUGGAAAAGCGCUGUGGGCCCUAAGCAAUAGACCAGGCACCAGCAACUCACUGUUAUCAGAGAAGUUCUAUAGCCAGGAUAGGCCUGGAACCAGCAAUACCAUCCACCUCCCACACAUCACAUCACGGGCAGAAAGUGUGCAUGGAAAGACAUAUAAGCCCUCUAGUGCACUUGACAGUGUUGAGGAACAGGAGAAAGGUGCCUCAGAAAUUCAGUGUCAGUCCAAGUCUCGGAAGGGUUCCGCCACGACCAAAGAUAAUGGUGUGAGCAUGAUAGACAAGCUGUAUACCAAACCCACCAAAUCUCCCCAGACUAUUGACAGGACGACUGAACAGCCAGUACAAACUUCACUGCGAGCAACGAAUGUUAGGAAUGAAAGAAGUGCUCAAUUCAGCCUAACCUGCCAGGACCACAAACGUGCUGGACAGGAACUGUGCUACCUGUGCAUGCAACGAGCUAAGAUUAACAAUCCUCUGUACCUGUCAGAAGAGAGGCGGAGAGAGGAGGAUGAGGAGGCAAGACUGUUACUCUUACUAGAGAAUCACAAAGACCACCAGUACCUUCAGGAUGUGCAGGCUGAGAAGAAUCAAAUACGUGAGAACCACAAGAAAGUAGCAGCAUUUAAUUUGGAGGUUGCUGAAGCCCUGAAAAAAAAGAGGUCAACACGCUCCUCCCACUUCCAUCCUUCAUAUAUCUUUGGAGGGCGCCUAGACACUCCCCCUAAUUUGUUGAACCGGCAGAACUAUCAGGAGGAUCUAAGACGCCAAGCAUCCUGCCUCGUACAGAAUCAGAAACUCAACCAGCAGAGCCAGGACUUAAUAGACCAUCUACAGCAAGUCCAGCUGUCCCAUGAGAUUGGUCGGCAAAAGACACAAUUUCUCAAGGAGAAACAUGAAAACUCAGAAAGCUAUAAAAAAGCGUUGGACACUCAGGUGCAGGUAGAACAGGUAAAACCAAAGGUACAUUUCAAGAAGAGACUUCUGUUCCCACCAAUCAAGAAAGACUCUGAUCGCACUGAGAGAACAGAACAGGCAGGUGAGUAUCAAGGAACAGGUAUCCCAGCACAUAUGCCAGACUCAGUUGGUCCGUUGUUUGGGGUGUUGGACAGCAACCCAGAGGAUUUGGCUGUACAGCGUCACAUGGCACAGGCAGUCCAACAGGAGCAACUCUGGACAGCCACACAUAGGAAACAAGAGGCCAUGUUCAACAAACUUAUGCAGCUAAAGAGGGAGAGAGAGAUGCUUAAGAGAAACCACAAAGAGCUAAUGGAGGAACACAUCUCCCACUACGAGAAACUAUGUAACCUGAGAAAGUCUCUAGAGAUGACAUGGAGUCGCAGUGCUAAUCUCAAGCGCCAGAGGGACAAAGAGGAGAGGGAAUUCAUCAGGUCUGGUAGUAGGCUUCUGAUAAGCCAGUGUGAACAAUACCGCCGCUGCACCCAGUGUAAGAGGACGCCAGCAAACUCUGGAGAGAGCAACCUCUGGAAAGAGACACAUUUCAUUCCUGAGUCUCGCCUGAUGGUGUAGCAUGAAACCCAGCACACAAACAUGCAGAAAAAACUUGAAAACCUUAAAAGUGCAGUUGCAUUAAAUAUGCUUUGCAUUUCCAUAA
Messenger RNA from Alosa alosa (allis shad), 2257 nucleotides. Its product is annotated as coiled-coil domain-containing protein 81-like. Lineage: Eukaryota; Metazoa; Chordata; Actinopteri; Clupeiformes; Clupeidae. The coding region runs from base 124 to 2172 and encodes 682 amino acids. Gene Ontology annotation, cellular component: centrosome. The transcript has 15 exons. The record is from RefSeq and is a predicted model, not a curated record.